AUGGCACAGAUUUGCCUCCUGACGUCCUCAAUCCCUGGGCGCUACAGACAGAAACCAAACCCUGACGACGGACUCGGAAACGGUGAUCUCCACACACCUGCCCUCACUGACCCCCAGUCCUUCAGGACCGACUCCAAAGCCACCGCACCCACAGACCGCCCGUCACGGGCUCCCGCUUGCUUCCACUCCCCAACGGACCCCACUCCUCCACCCCCCCGGGAACCCACAGACACCUUGGUCCUCUCUUCCUGCUGCACAAACCGAACCAUACACAGACCUGAUUCUCUAGUGACCCCACCGCGACCUCCGACCAGCGGCAUUUCCGCGAACACUCCUGCCGCGCCCAUGCCCGGCCUCCGCGACGGCGGCCGACGAGGACUAGAGGCGUUCCUGCGGAGCACGGCCGCUUGCACUUCCGGCUUUUCCUGGAGUCACUAUGUCCGCGCCCAUCUGGCUACCGGUCCCCGAGGCGGCCAUCCUGCAGUAAUCCAGGUACGCAAGGCGAAGUGGCCGUUUUGGGCAGAAUGGCCAGGUUUUCCAGGUAAGCAGUUAGAACACCUGCAGGUCCUGGCUUCCUGGGAUAAAAUAGUUCCUAUGAGGGAAGGAAGUGAAGGUACGAAGAUCAACACUGCAUCCUUGACCAGAGACCUUGAACUAGAGCUUCAGAAUAGAGCCCAGAAUCAACAGCAGAGCAGAUAUUAGACUUUCUGAUGGUAUAUAAGGGCUCCAGAAAAUGUCCAAGUCCCAAGUCCUGGAUUCCCAGGAGUAAGAGAGAUCCAGUAAAGGAUGAGCGGGAGGCUCCUGGAGUUGCAUUUGGCCAUUCGUGGAACAUCCCUGUCCUAAGAUUGAGAUUUCUGAACAGAAAAUUAGCGCAGAUCCAGAAGAGACUAACAUCCUUUUUACUUGGCAUUUCUUACAGAAGAAAGUGAUGAAAGCCCAGGUGACUUUUGGUUUGUCUUACUGAUAAUUUUGAGUCCUUCGUGGAUUUGUGGA
Messenger RNA from Zalophus californianus (California sea lion), 993 nucleotides. RefSeq lists its product as uncharacterized. Bases 1 to 702 code for a protein of 233 amino acids. Lineage: Eukaryota; Metazoa; Chordata; Mammalia; Carnivora; Otariidae. The record is from RefSeq and is a predicted model, not a curated record. The transcript is spliced from 5 exons.